This is a messenger RNA of Dermacentor albipictus, 2554 nucleotides long. The record is from RefSeq and is a predicted model, not a curated record. NCBI's taxonomy places the organism in Eukaryota, Metazoa, Arthropoda, Arachnida, Ixodida, Ixodidae.
AGAAAUGUAAGUGAGUCUGUUAUGGCAGGUCUCGGCAAAAGAUGUCAGGAAUUCUUGAAUUCAAUAACGGGCGCCAAUAUGGCAUUCCUUCGAUAAAGACGGCUGGCAACGCUGUAAUAGCCCGUCCCAUUCCCAGAGUUCUGUAGUACGGGCUAUGUGUACGUCUGUAUGUGUUGAAUCUAAGUUUACUUCGUGGCGACAUUUGCGCUCUAAUGUAGGCCCGUGGGUUUGUUGAUUCUCCUGCCUCGAGUGAUCCCAGCACCUCUGAGGACCACACGGUCGUUCCUGAGCGAUGCUGUGCUGACCGCAAAGUGUUCCCAUGAGUUGGUUUGAUACGGUGGGCAUAGCCAACCUUGCCAAGUCUGCCCUCAACUCGGCCCAGAAACGGAUCGACCGGGCACUUGACAUCCAACCCGAUGAGGCAUCUGGCUUCAGCCUUCCUAAUGACACGGAUUCCUUCUUCCUGUCAUUUGGCCUGGCCGAUGAUCUGUCGAAAUCUGAGCAGCCAACAUCCAAGCAGCCAGCGCCAUCUCAUCGUGAUCCAAGGCCUGAUAGCCGACGAGAUGUCGCUGACACAGAGUCGAAACUGGUGUCGGGCUGGGAGUCCUUCCUGGAGGCCACCUCAUCUGCGGUGGCCAAGCCAUUCACAGAGGCUUCGGCGGUCCUCUUGCAACCAACCAGAACUGUGUCAACAGGUGACAUAGCAGUACCGCCAAACAUGUCACCUGACACAGCAGCAGCUGUUGCAAGUGGAGGGAGGGAAAGCCCACUGAACAUCGACUUGCCGACAUACCCAUCCUUGGAACAGUCUGCAGAGUCUGACGGGUCGACCGAGACACUGCUGGGAUCAUCAUCACUUCCUGGAAGCUCUUCGCCGCUGAGUCAGAGCAGAGAGUCAUUUUUGGAUUGGCAAGGAUUGACCGCCAAAGAGCCAAAAGAUAGUGGUGUUAUCGUGCGUGAGCCGGAACAUGUUGCUUGCUCUGGAUACCCAGCUGUGUCGUCUGCUGCCGGGACUAGCAUUCCAUCUGCAGAGGGCAGCUUGACAUCCAAUCAGGUAUUGUGUACAUCAACAGCUGCCAGCCAGUUGUCAUCAAAGGACGAGUUGUCAAUAGAUCCAAAGGAUUCCGGCAUAUUAGGUUCACCAAAGGCCGAGUUGUCGGGCAGCUUCGUUGGGCAACAGUGCGACUCUCCUCAACAUUCAAGCCAAAUCAUGCAGCCGCACGAAUCCGAGACGGGGCCAGAUGGCUUUCUGCCCCAGGACUUGUGGGUGGCUGUUGAUGUUCCACAAGGCACCACUGAUAAAAAAGCAGACCGUGCUGAAACGCAUGGUGCUUGUGGUGAUGUUGUUAUUGCAUCUGUGAUUGUUGAAGCAGCUGGUGAGAUUGCCACUCUCCCUGAAGCAAAGCAGAUGGCAGCCGAGUCCGGUGAUCAAGCAGACGGUGACGCUGGUGACACUUCAGCAGUGAAAGCGGAUGCCUCUACCACUGCCACUCUGAAGGAAGAGUGUGAAACACAGUCAGUGGCCGGGAGUGCACACUCUGCAGAGACAAGUUCAUCUGCUUCGUUUGUGAGAAUUUCAACAGAAGAGACGGAAGACUCGCGGAAGUCGAGCAGUCCAUCCGGUGAUGAAGAAGGGGAAACAGUCUCUUCAUCAGACAUUGAGAUCAUCUCAUCGGUUAACGGUGGGUCAAGUAUCGACCAGUUUAGUGCGGUUUCACCAGCAAGGCACCUGUGGACCAUACAGUCAGACAGUCAUGAUGAGAAACACUUUGAGGGAGCUGAAGCAGCUGGGAUAUCUGAGGACCCGCUAGGCCUCCCUUUAGGUGGUGCUACUACUGAAAGUUUAGAAGAUAUGUCUGAAGUAGAAGGCCUUAGAGCACGGCUGAACAAGCUACAGAGUGUCCUGGAUGCCCGAGAGCGCAAGGUCUUCCUGCUCAGCAAGGAGAUGGCUGAAAUGGCGGAUAGCAAUGCUGCGCUACAGAGUGCAUUGCAGAAAUCUGAGCAGCAGCGAGUCAAGGACAAUCAGGACACAUCGAGGCUGACACAAGAGUUCACUCACCGCCUCGCCCGCCUUGAAACGAAGCUUUUGGACACAGCUAGGGAAAGAGAUUCUCUGAAGGCCAAACUCGAGGCUGUCCAACAGGAAGCUGUGUCCAAAGUGAGCAUUUCCCAGAUGGAUGUUCUACUCAAGGAGAAGGAUGAACAGAUUGCUGAGCUCAUGUCAGAAGGAGAGAAGUUGUCUAAGCAGCAUCUGCAGCAGUCAACAAUCAUCAAGAAACUGCGGGCCAAGGAAAAGGAGAUGGAGAACCUCAUCAAGACUCACAAGGAGCGCCUGGAAGAGCAGAGCAAAGAACUUGACCGGCUUCGACGGUCGCUCAGUGCCAAAGAUGAACAGGAGAAGAAGCACAUUGACACAAUACGGCACUUGACAUCAUCAACACAAAAGCUGGAGCGAGAAGCAACAGCACUUCAGGUGAAAGACAACAGAAUUUUUUUAGCAGUACCUGAGCCAGUGAAAAAGGGCAGAAAGAAUGGAUAAUGAAAAGGAUUUUUG